AGCCGGAAAAAGUUCAGAUCUGCCUCAUUGACAUUUUCAGAGUUAUAUGGAGCCGUAACUAUGAACAAUACUUUGUGCCUGUCGGUCUUCUUGGCACUUGUUUAUGUAAGAGGAUUAGUUUGGGAUUUCUCGUCUGAAGUUUUGGUCAUAUUGAUUGUGUGCAUUGUUAUGGGAGUCUUUGCCAGCAUUCGCACGACUUUCCCCCUCUGGACGUCUUUCUUAGCUUUCCUGCUGUAUCCUUUCUCUCUAGUCCUUGUGUAUGUCCUUGACUACGUCUUUGGUUGGUCUUAGAUUCAUUUGGUUUCGAGCUACAAUAUGUUGAUUAAUGUAGAAGCCAUUUUUUGGCUUUUUAUCUGUACUUUUGAGACUAUAGUUAUUGUCUUCGCAAUUACUGUUGAUUAAAGAAGUGAAAUUAUCGCGACCCUAA
Olea europaea var. sylvestris is the source of this 427-nucleotide messenger RNA. Its product is annotated as sodium/calcium exchanger NCL2-like. The record is from RefSeq and is a predicted model, not a curated record. Gene Ontology annotation, biological process: intracellular calcium ion homeostasis; calcium ion transmembrane transport. Gene Ontology annotation, molecular function: calcium:proton antiporter activity. Lineage: Eukaryota; Viridiplantae; Streptophyta; Magnoliopsida; Lamiales; Oleaceae. The transcript is spliced from 2 exons. Gene Ontology annotation, cellular component: membrane. The annotation marks the transcript as partial.